GCUGUGGUGGAUAGAGCGCUGGCCGUGACCGCUCGCUCGAACCCCCGCCCCCCUCUUUCUUGAGGCCAUGGACGCUGCCGCCCUCUGCCGCCCGGCCAGCUUCUUCCCCCGCUCCGCCGGUCCCGGACAACGCAGGAGGAGCGGCGGUUCUCUGGCUUCCGGUUCUUUUCCCUCCGCCGGCCGCUUCCCAGGGCCACGGCCGUGCAGAUUCUUGCGCUCCGCCAGCUCUUCCGCCUCUCAGUGGGGGAUGGGCGUUCGCUGUCGAGCCGCUGGGACGGAGUCGAAGGCCGCUUCCGACGCUGUCGUUCGCAGCGGCGAACCCGGGCAAGACCGUCUGCUCAAGGUUCCUGUAUCAAACAUCAGAAAUUUUUGUAUUAUUGCUCACAUUGACCAUGGGAAGUCAACCUUAGCAGAUAAGCUAUUGCAGUUGACUGGUACAGUACAGAUGAGAGAGAUGAAAGAGCAAUUCUUAGAUAAUAUGGAUUUAGAAAGAGAAAGAGGUAUCACGAUUAAAUUACAGGCAGCUCGAAUGCGGUAUGUAUUGGACAAUGUGCCCUACUGCCUUAAUCUGAUAGAUACCCCGGGGCAUGUUGACUUCUCAUAUGAGGUUUCUCGGUCCCUUGCUGCUUGUGAAGGAGCCCUCUUGGUUGUGGAUGCUUCUCAGGGUGUAGAGGCACAGACUUUAGCUAAUGUUUAUCUGGCUCUGGAAAACAACCUUGAGAUCAUACCUGUUCUGAAUAAAAUAGAUCUACCAGGUGCUGAACCUGAUCGUGUUGCCCGCGAGAUGGAAGAGAUUAUUGGAUUAGACUGUAGUACUGCAAUUCAGUGUUCAGCGAAGGAGGGUAUAGGUAUAGCUGAAAUUCUAAAUUCUAUUGUCACAAGGAUUCCUCCUCCUAAUGAUACUUCUCAAAGUCCCCUCAGAGCUCUAAUAUUUGAUAGUUAUUAUGACCCAUACAGAGGUGUGAUCGUUUAUUUCCGGGUUGUUGAUGGAAGCAUAAGGAAAGGUGAUAAAAUAUAUUUCAUGGCUAGUGGGAAGGAUUAUUUUGCUGAUGAAAUUGGUGUCCUUUCACCCAAUCAAAUGCAAGUUGAUGAACUAUAUGUUGGUGAGGUGGGUUACCUUUCAGCUUCAAUUAGAUCAGUUGCAGAUGCAAGGGUUGGUGACACAAUUACUCAUUUUGGAAGAAGAGCUGCAAGCUCUUUGCCUGGAUAUGAGGAAGCUACACCGAUGGUGUUUUGUGGUCUCUUUCCUGUCGAUGCCGAUCAGUUUCCUGAGUUGCGUGAUGCAUUGGAGAAGCUUCAACUAAAUGAUGCAGCAUUAAAGUUUGAACCUGAAACUUCAAGUGCUAUGGGUUUUGGUUUUCGGUGUGGGUUUCUAGGUUUACUCCAUAUGGAAAUCGUUCAGGAAAGGCUUGAGAGAGAAUACAACUUGACCUUGAUAACAACUGCACCAAGUGUUGUUUACCGAGUCAAUUGUGCAAAUGGUGAUAUUAUUGAGUGCUCGAAUCCAUCUUUACUUCCAGAACCUGGAAAGAGAAGAUCAAUUGAAGAACCAUUUGUUAAGAUUGAAAUGCUUACUCCAAAGGAAUAUAUAGGCUCUCUUAUGGAACUUGGUCAAGAAAGAAGAGGUGAGUUUAAAGAAAUGAACUAUAUCACGGAGAAUAGAGCCUCCCUCAUCUACGAGUUACCACUUGCUGAGAUGGUCGGGGAUUUCUUUGAUCAGCUGAAGUCCAGAACCAAGGGAUAUGCUAGCAUGGAAUACUCUUUUGUGGGGUAUAGGGAAAGUGAUUUGGUAAAGCUUGAUGUCCAGAUUAAUGGUGAGCCUGUGGAACCAUUAUCAACAAUUGUGCAUAAAGAUAAGGCUUAUGCUGUUGGGAGAGCGCUGACUCAGAAACUAAAGGAGCUAAUACCGAGACAAAUGUUCAAAAUUCCAAUUCAGGCAUGCGUUGGUUCAAAAGUGAUUGCCAGUGAAUCUUUAUCUGCAAUUAGGAAGGAUGUUCUAUCAAAAUGUUAUGGGGGUGAUAUAUCAAGGAAAAAGAAACUGCUUAAAAAGCAGGCUGAGGGAAAGAAAAGAAUGAAAGCAGUUGGAAAGGUUGAAGUGCCACAGGAGGCCUUCAUGGCUGUUUUGAGAUUAGAAAAGGAGGUUAUGUAAAUCAUAACAUCUGCCAUUCCAUUGUUGAAAUCAGAAAGGAAGCCAUUUAACAUCUGCCUUACCUUUCAAGAUAUAAUCCAAGCUUACAUGAUCAUCCAGUAUCAGCAGAGGAAUUUUCUAGAACUCAUGCAAAGGGUAUAUCCUUUUAAGCAGUCCAUGUUUAUCCUGUACAGUAUUCAGCUUAGCGGAGGAGGUGGUGGCCUGGGCUGCAUAAUAUGGUCUCUGUCCCAGUUUGCAGUAGAAGAAGAAAGGCUGCCAUCCGAAGUAUACAAUUGAAUAUUCAGCCAAGUUCAGCACCGAUUUUUUUGUAGCUGCACUCAUUUCAAGGACCCAAAGGAAUCUAUAAUAGUUGUGCAAUACAGGAUUUAUACGUCAAAAAGGAUCCCAUCUCCUGCUUUAUCUCUAAAAUGGUUAGUGAACAGGUGUCCCUUUUGUUGAUUGAUUAAUCAAAGUUUACCAGUGAAAUGUUGCACUAUAUUCUUGAAAUAGAUAUUCUCAUAUCAAACAGAACCUCCAGUUCAAAUUA
Messenger RNA from Musa acuminata subsp. malaccensis (wild Malaysian banana), 2675 nucleotides. RefSeq names its product translation factor GUF1 homolog, chloroplastic. Gene Ontology annotation, biological process: positive regulation of translation. The record is from RefSeq and is a predicted model, not a curated record. Lineage: Eukaryota; Viridiplantae; Streptophyta; Magnoliopsida; Zingiberales; Musaceae. Gene Ontology annotation, molecular function: GTP binding; ribosome binding; GTPase activity.